CUGCAGACGACAUACAUGAGGGUCACGGCGUGCUGCACAAGGAGAGGUUAAUGUGAGGGUUCAAAGUCAGCAAGUGGAGGGGUCUGGUUCUCAUCGGGGCUCAGCCUCCGACGCCAAACCCGUACUUUUCGUGCCCGACAGUUAAUCUCAAAUCAUGCCUGGCCCAAGUAAACGGUGGGAGUCCAGCUCUGCCCCGAACUCUCCGGUCGUAGGAGCCGUGCGGCGCAAGUUUGACGACGAGGAGGCCGAGGAUAGCGAUGUUCUAGACUCAUGGGACGCCGCCGAAGAUUCCGAGGCCGAGCGCGAGAAGGCGAAGAAGGCUGCCGAAGCAAAGGCCAAGGCGGAGGCAGAAGCUGCCGCAGCUAAGAAGAGCAAGGCCCAGCGGAUUGCCGAGCGCCAGGCGGAGCGCGCGAAGGCUAAGGCCGACGCCGAGGAGGAUGACAGUGACGAGGAGACCGAGGCGCAGAAGCGUGAGCGUCUCCGCCGGACCGAGAAGGAGGCCGACCUUAAACACGCCGAGGAUCUCUUUGCCGACGUCGGCAAUAACAUCGGGGGGCGCAAGGCGACGACGGCAGGGAGCGCCGUGCCGAUUGAUGCCAGCGACCCGACCAAGACGGUCGAUAUCUCGGAGUUGCCGCUGUUCAAACCUGCGACCAAAGCGCAGUUCGAGCAGCUGCGUAAUGUCGUGGGCCCCAUCCUGUCGAGCAACUCUAAGAAGCCGCACUACACUUCUUUCCUGCAAGAUUUCGCCAAGCAGCUUGCAAAGGACCUGCCAAGCGACCAGAUUAAGAAGAUUGCCAGUACCUUGACUGCUCUUAGUAAUGAGAAGAUGAAGGAGGAGAAGGCGGCCGAGAAGGGCGGCAAAAAAUCGAAGGCAGCUAAGACCAAGACUUCGCUUGCGGGCGUCGCCCGCGGCGGCGGGGUGGCAGACAGUUUGCACACGUACGACGACGACGAUGGCUUUGGGGAGUAAGUUGUUCGGAACCCUUAACAUUGCGGAGCUCGAAGACUAACAAUUUCUAAGUGAUGACUUCAUGUGAACGCUCCUCAUUGUGGCCGAGCAGUUCGCCGGGCGGUAUCCCUAUCGCUGCACUCCUGGAUUUGAGCGACCGGACGAAGACUACAUUGGCUUUAUCCCAAUAAGCGCCGACCAGUCCACGAGUGACCUCCCUCUAACAUACAAGAAGCGCUAUUCAAGGCCUGGUGCGUCAGGGGUAGAGCAGCGCCCUGUCCACGGUAGUUGCGUUGGUGGUGGGAUGGGGUGGGUGAUGGGAGGACGUGGUCGCCAGUCUGUUGGGCCGGCGUUGAUCUGCCCGAGAUAUUUGGGGCGGUAGGAGAAUGCAGGG
Molecule: messenger RNA, 1346 nt
Organism: Parathielavia appendiculata
Lineage: Eukaryota; Fungi; Ascomycota; Sordariomycetes; Sordariales; Chaetomiaceae
Product: translation initiation factor eIF3 subunit
Exons: 4
Coding region: 155-973 (272 amino acids)
Cellular component (GO): cytoplasm; eukaryotic translation initiation factor 3 complex
Molecular function (GO): translation initiation factor activity
Source: RefSeq, a predicted model, not a curated record